This is a messenger RNA of Neurospora crassa OR74A, 2697 nucleotides long. Its product is annotated as gamma-glutamyltranspeptidase. The record is from RefSeq and is a predicted model, not a curated record. The transcript has 2 exons. Bases 538 to 2322 code for a protein of 594 amino acids. Gene Ontology annotation, biological process: glutathione catabolic process. Gene Ontology annotation, molecular function: glutathione gamma-glutamate hydrolase. Lineage: Eukaryota; Fungi; Ascomycota; Sordariomycetes; Sordariales; Sordariaceae. Gene Ontology annotation, cellular component: plasma membrane.
CGAGAUGGUUCACUUGAAGCUGGAUUCAACUACACUACGGUAGACCCAUCUUUUUCCAACUCCAUCUCUUUCUCUCUCGGUCGCGAUAGUGUCUCUUCGCCAAUCUAGAGGCGGCUCGAGAUAAGCUCUGUGUACCCUUGGACGACCGUAAGUCCAUUUGGGUUAGAUUUGUUGGUGUACAUCCAAUCCGGCUUACUACAAUCAGCGGGGAAGCAUCAAUGACGUGGUACCCGGGCCGAAAAGGUACCUUCUUCCCUGGCUUUCGGAGGGGCUUAUCCGGCAUUUUGAUGGCCGUUCUUCACCACGGUCGGUGGAAACUCCGGAUACGUGGGGGACAACGAGUCCAAGUUUCCGUAGCAUUUUCAUCACGCAAUUUGCGGGCGUUAGGUGUGCUUAAAGACUAACAUCGUCGCGACCUGAGGAAGCACCACGUCCCUUAUCUCAACACCCCCUCCAGCACAACUCAGGAGGUCCGACAACUUGGCUUCAGAUCGCGUUGCUUCAUCUGACAUGUUGACGGGUUGACGGGGGCCAAUCAUGCUUCACCUAUCACCAUUGUUAUGCGGCCUAGCCGUGCUGGGCCAGCUCGGCUCCGUAGUCAUCGCUGUUCCGCUGGAGUUCAAGUACCAGAGGGUGAUCCAAAACAUCUCUUCCGAAGGUCACCGGGGAGCCGUGGCCAGUGAGAGCGCGAUAUGUUCCCAGAUUGGCAUUGACGCCCUCCGCAAGGGUGGUUCCGCCGCCGACGCCAUGGUAGCCACCACCCUCUGCGUUGGCACCAUCGGCAUGUACCACUCUGGCAUCGGCGGCGGCGGCUUCAUGCUGGUGCGCGACCCGGACGGCAACUACCACACGGUCGACUACCGCGAGACCGCGCCCGCCGCCGCCACCCAAGACAUGUAUAACGACGACCCGAACGCCAGCGUGCUCGGCGCCCGCUCCGUCGCCAUCCCCAGCGAGCUGCGCGGUCUCGAGUACGUGCACAGCAAGUACGGCCGUCUGCCAUGGCACGACCUUGUGAUGCCCUCGGUUAAGAUCGCCCACGACGGCUUCAAGGUAACGGAGGAUCUGGUCCGGUACAUGGCCAGCGCCUCGGCGUCGGACGACUUUCUGACCCGUGACCCCGUCUGGGCCCAAGAUUUCGCUCCCAACGGCACCCUUCUCGGGCUCGGCGACACCAUUACGCGGAAACGGUACGCCAAGACGCUCCUUAAGAUCGCCCUCCUCGGCGCCGACGCCUUCUACACCGGCCCGAUUGCCGACUCCAUCAUCGCCCUCCUCCAGCCGCUCGGUGGCAUCCUCACCCACUCCGACCUCGCCAACUACGAGGCCUCCAUCAGGCCCGCGCUGAACAUCACCUACCGGGACUCCUUCCGCAUCUUCGCCACCGACGCACCUUCUUCGGGAGCCGUAACCCUCUCCAUCCUCAAAACCAUGGAACAAUUUCCCUCCCUCAACCUCUCCUCCAACAUCCCCCUAACCAACCACCGCUUCGUCGAAGCCAUGAAGUUCGCCUACGGCGCCCGCCAAUCCCUCGGCGACCCAUCCUUCAUCACCAACAUCACCUCCUUUCAGGAAGCCAUGCUCUCCCCCCAAAGCGCCAAGUUCAUCUCUUCCAAAAUCCUCCCCAACUCCACCCUCCCCCUCUCCGAGUACGACCCAGUAAAGAACUACGCCGCCGCUUCCCACGGCACUUCGCACAUUGUCACGGCCGACCGGUCCGGUCUAACCCUCUCGUCCACCACGACGAUCAACCUCCUCUUCGGCAGUCGCCUGAUGACGCCUGACACGGGCAUCAUCCUCAACGACGAGAUGGAUGAUUUCAGCCAGCCCAACAAGAACAACUCGUUUGGCUUCGUCCCUUCCCCCUCCAACUUUAUUCGCGCCGGCAAACGUCCGCUGUCGAGUAUCUGUCCCUUGAUGGUCGAGCAUGUGAGCAACGGCAGCUUGUGGUUCGCCACGGGAGCUGCCGGAGGAAGCAGGAUCAUUUCCAGUACCACGCAGGUGGCGUUUAAUGUGCUCGAGGGACUUGCUGUCCAUCCGAAUACGACCGACUUGAAGGUCAAGGGGGUGGGUGGUGAGGGAAGCGUGAUGCGGGCGGCGGUGGCGGCGCCGCGGUUGCACGAUCAGUUGAUGCCUGAGGUGUUGCUGGUUGAGAAAGGGUAUGGACAAGAUGUAUACGAUGAUUUGAAGAGGAGGGGACACAAUGUGACUUGGCAGGCGCCAGGGCUGAGUGCGGUGCAGGCUGUGAUGAGGUUUGGGAAUGGAACGUUUGUGGCGGCGAGUGAGACUAGGCAGGUCAAUAGUGGUGGGUUUGCUGUUUAGAUGGGAUGCGCAAAGGUUAGGGAUGACAGAACCUACCUCGCCGAUGACAAACAAAAAUUGUCAGGGACGAGCCUACUUACCCUUGGAUACUCAGAAACGAAAUAUCGGAUCCUAUAGACAUUAGGAACAGCGAUGAUGAUAAUGAUUCAAUGAAAUAAUCAAUGAGAGAGGAAGUUUGUUCAACAAGUUUCAACAUUAUGAAAUAGGAUAUCUCGUACUAGCUCGCACAACCAUUCAACACCAAACCACCUGCCACCAAACCGACCCUCUCUUUUUUUGAGUCCGUUCAUGCUCAUCUCAACAAGCGCCUGCCGAAUAUACAUACUCAUGACAAAUUCGUCGUCUCAUCAGGAAAAAAAAAAAUAAAAAAAACAA